AAAGCUAUUAUUUACUUCCAUCAAUCCAGAACGUCCUUUUGGAGCAUAUAUCUUUGUAAGGCAUUUAAACAUGCAGUAACUUUGAACUGUGACUCAAGGAAUUGUGAUCUGGUUACGAAGAUUAUUUCAAGUUAAUAUACAAUCAUGUACAUGCAUGUGCAGCGGGAUAACGUUUUCAAUAGCCAGACCAACAUCGAAGUCUGUACCGUGUCAUGUUCACACAGAUAUAUUAUAAUCAGAAUUAAUAUUUUGCGUUAACGGGAUAAGGAAAACACCCAGAUACAUAUUUCAACGAAUUGAUGAUGGGUACCAUAUUCGAAGGAAUACUUGAUCCAUAUUUCACAAUGAUAUUAGAAGGACUAUUUCAUUCGUGUUUCAUAAUCGGAGUGGUAAUUGUGGCAGUUGCAUUAGCAUGUUUGCUACUCUACUGGAAUAAAUCUUCUUCCAAGUUAAGGGUUAAGGGAAAGCCGCACUUUAUGGAUGCAACCCACUCCUCCUUUACUAUAUCUUGGGACAGACCAAUAUUUGCAGUUCCGGAAUACUACAUUGUUUAUUUCAGAAAGGCGUCUACACCAGACAAAUGGAAGUCGUUAAAAACGUUGGGUGGUGCUUGUACUAUAACUGUAACGCAUCUUCCACCGAAUACUAAGUAUAGAGCAAGAGUAUGUGCAUGUUUAAGAAACAAAAUUGGGCCUCCUGGGGAGGAUAGCGAUGAAAUCAGUACAAGGACUUUAGCUUUCAAGAUAAAGCAAAAUUCUACUUUGUGUCAAGAGGGGACACCAAAUAUUUUGUCCAGAUAUGCUGUUCAAUGGAAUGCUGAAAAUUAUGUACGUUUGAAGAUACGGAAAAUAUUCAUAGGAGAUACAAAUGAGGGCCAACGACUAAUAGCUGGGAAAAGUAUACUACUGAUCAGUACACCUCAUUCCGGUAAAACAACCCUCAUUGAAGGGAUUAUGAACUAUGUCCUCGGAGUUAGAUUCGAUGACGACUUUCGAUUUUGCUUACCACUGGAUAUUUCCGAUCAGGAUUACGGGGAUUGGAUUAAGAUAUACCAAUUUAACGAGUACGAAGUUGGAAGAAUUUCGUUUCCUUUAACGAUAAUCGACUUUCCAAGAUUAGAAUCAUUCACUAAAGAAAAUAAUGGCAUGAUACGCGAACUAAUGGAGUCACUUAGCAAUUCAGACUGGAAAAGAAUCAAUUGUCUUUGUUUGGUCUCAAAAGGGAAUGAUUUUGAAUUAUCACCAGAGCAGAUAAAAUACAUCAAGUCCAUUUUGCACUAUUUUCCAGAUCAUUUAAUGUCAAAGCUCUGUGCGUUUUACAAUUCUGAUGAUGCAGGUGAUGCUAGAAUUGAACAGUUUUUUCGGUAUCAUAGAAUUGCUCCUAAUUCGUCGUUUUCCGUUAACUGGUCUGCCAUUUUUCACAGUGAUGACGAGUACUCACCGUUUCUGUGGCGAAUCAAUGAUAAACGUCUACGUUUAUUUUUUGACUUCAUUACAAUAACGUCCCCAGAAGGCAUCAGAGCAAACGUACAAAUGCCGACUCCCACAAAAAGAGAGGAGCUAAAAUCAGAUAUCGCAAAUAUCCAACCAGAGGUAAGUGAUGAUCUUGUCAAACUGGAAGAAAUGAAAACUCGAGUAAAAAUUUUCGCUAAAGAUCGAGAUAUUAUCGAGUCUAGUGGCGACACGUCCUUUACAAUAGAAGAAAUCCGACAAAUCAAAAGCGAUCUAGAACCAGGUAACCAUGUUACAAAUUGUAUGCAGUGCUUCUUCACAUGUCACGAGGACUGUAGGAUUCCGGAUGAUGACGACAAAAUUCGCUGUGUAGCAAUGUCGUCAGAUGGAUACUGCACAGUCUGUACUGGUCACUGCAUAUGGUCUGUCCAUAAAAACACCCCAUAUGUUUACAAAUAUGUCAGUGAAAAGGUCACCAAAUCCUACAAAGAGAUGAAGGCGAAUUAUGAACAAGAAAAGGGUAGACAGCUAACGUAUGAUGAAUAUCUGGGAUAUCUUAAUAGCGACAUAGAAGCAUUUCUCCAAAGGCUUCAUGAUAAAGUCCAGAGAAUCACAAAGUGCAAAAAUGAGCUGCAAGGUAUUAGCAAGAGUCCACUGGCAAAUUCAGUUGGUGAUACCAUUGAUGACAUGAUUAAAUCUGAAACUUUGAAACGGGAACCUGGCUAUGAGAAAAGAAUUGCAAUGUAUCAAGAAUUACAAAAGUACUCAAAAAUGUUUAAAGUUACCCGGAAUUAGAGUGAUUAUGAAUCCUACAUGAUAUGCUAUUUCAACAGGAUUCACAGCUGAGUUCAUCGAUCAGCGUUUCUUACUAUUUGACGAAUCAAAAUAUGAGAGUAAAUAAAAAAUCCAUAAAGUUAAGUGAAGUGCUUGUAGCGGCAGUUUGUGCAUUAACUAGCUUUAUGGUUAAUUCAGUCGAAAAUAUUACAUUUUCUUUACCAUGGUUAUCCGAAAAUGUGAAAAUAAUUCUAUAACAAAAACUGGUAUCCAAUGAACUGAUUUUGUAGUAAUAGUCUCUGCUUUGUUUAUUUCUAAGCGCAAUUGUGUAUAUAAUAUAAAGCUGUUUGUUGAUGAAUCAACUUAUAAAUGAUAUGUUCAUGUGCUCCUUUGCUAGCUGAACUGUUUUUAUAUGCUUGUAAGGCUGAAUUUAUUUAAAAGCUUCUUUUUGACAAGACAAAAUACGUUGCUUUGGCCUUCCACUUGACAUCCAGAUACAUCGACGAAUUUUCAUCUAUUAACAAUAAUGAUUUUAUUCAUAUGUCAAUUGAAUAUAUCAUAGUGUAUUUGAAAUAAAAGGCUUCAUAGAAUCUUCCUCAUCUGCUUCGUACUUAGAUAUUCUAUUACACGUACAUGUUAACGACAAACUAACAAUUCAACUUAAUGAUAAACGGGAUGAUUUCAUCUUAUCCAUCGUCAACUUCCCAUAUUUAUGUAGCAAUAUAUCAUUAUCACCUGCAUAUGAUGUAUAUGUCUCUUAACUGAUUCGAUACGCAAGAGCUUGUUCUGCGUAUGAUCUGUUCUUAAAUCGAGAAAGGUUAUUGACAAACAAGUUGCCGUUAAAAUGUUUUCAACAAUCUUGUUUAAAUUCAGCAUUUCGCAAAUGUUAUGGUCGCUAUAACGAUCUAGUUUGUCGAUACAACCUAUCAUUGGGUCAAAUGCUGUCUGACGUGUUUCGUAUCGUUUGUUAGACCGUUCCUAGCACACCGAUUUUGACUGCGAAUUACUCAAUUUACCAUCAAGUUAUUGCGCCCACGCCAGGUGUGACCCAUCGACAACAGUUACAUGCAAUCCAUAUAAAAUCAUUAAUGAUUUAGUUUUAAGCACAAUUUAUUGCGACGUUACUUUAUACGAAUGAGAGUUUUCCGUUCAUGUUAAAUCACUGGUAGCCAGAGCAUUCACUCGCAUUGAUACAGCUACAAGAUUAUACAUAACAUGUACUAAGAACUACCAAUAUAACGGGUAUCUUCUGCGGUUGUCCAUUUCUUGUGGAAUUUCGCGGAUAAGAAAAUUCCAAAACAACUACAAUUGCAAACAUAUACAUGCAUUCAGACAAAUAUAGGGACAUUUAAAUGUAUAAUGCAACCGCAGAUACUGGAAACGCAGACAUUCAAUAUAAUUUGCUACCAUUUACGGAUCAAAAUCGCAAAACUUUCUAACCACAGAAAAUACCCAUUUCACGGUAAUGUGGUUUCUUUAAUUUUCUUGAGUAUCGCAUGUACUUUAACAAAAGAAAACCUCUAUGUGCUUUAUUGGACAUUUUCAGUAUAUUAUAAAUUUGUGAUACGCUGCUAACGCAUUUUAGAACAGAACCGGAAGUUGUAGCACAAAAAUAUAAUGAAAGUGCAUUCAUUGAAUUCUUUAAUUUUUUUCUCCUCACAUAUUCUAUAUACUUACCAUUCACUCAGCGAAAGUUGUUUGAUCAGCUUACAACAGCUGUGUAUUUUCGUGGUUUCCCCCCAUGAUUCUUUGUAUAUGUAGUUUAUUUUGAUUUAUAAAUUUGUGUUUGAUUAGUGUACAACAACUGUGUAUUUUCGUAAGUUUUUGUAUAACUCUUUGUAUAAUUUUUCUGUUUGCUUUUGUUGAUGUCCAUUAGACACGGGUCAUGACCCGAUCAAUUAAAUGUUCUUGGACACCGGUAGCACGCCAGUUUCUCAUGGGUGCACAUGAACUUUUGUUUACCGGGCACUUAUCCUUUACUCAAUCGGUGAAGUCUGUUUAUUGACCGUUUCCUGUCCGGUACAUGUCCGGAAAUCAAAGAGCUAUUACCGAAUACCUACUGGACUGCCUUGGGACACACUUUUCAACCUUUUGACGCCAUUUUAUGAUAUCUGGUUAGCUAUAACUGAUUUUUUCUAAUAAUUAUGCAUUUAUUUGUUGAUACGUGAAAUAUUACUAUAAUAUAUAUUUCAAACGAAUUUAGUUACAUGCAGUAUGCUGUUCUGUCAGAGUGAAAAUAUUAAUGUACAAAUCUCUAAUUAACCUUCCUGUAAUUGUUGAUUUGUUGCAUCUAUUUUAUUAAUGCAUAAAAGUCUUGUAUAUAUUAGGAAUGAUGGUGUGAAAUGAUUUUCAAUAAAAGUAUUUCUUUUCUUGAAUUAAA
Messenger RNA from Ostrea edulis (European flat oyster), 4605 nucleotides. RefSeq lists its product as uncharacterized. Lineage: Eukaryota; Metazoa; Mollusca; Bivalvia; Ostreida; Ostreidae. Bases 300 to 2246 code for a protein of 648 amino acids. Gene Ontology annotation, molecular function: protein binding. The transcript has 4 exons. The record is from RefSeq and is a predicted model, not a curated record.